UGAAUUGAUUUAUUAUUCAAUUUAAGAAUGCUCUCAUGAAAUCCUCUGCAACACUUCUUUUACCUUCUACUACUUCAAACCUUAACCAAUUCGUCGAAAAUGGCGAAACUUUCUCUUCCUGUGCUUCAUCUCCAUAAUGGUGGACCUUUGGACUUUAAAUCCUUCUUCAGUUGCAGAACAAUUCCCAAUAAUUUCUCUCAAUUCAAAGGUGGAUAUUUUGUUCCUAGCAUUACAGUACGGAAAAUAUCUUGCACCAGCACUCAUGUUUCUGUACAGCAUAGCCAAAGGCAUAUUAUAUUUUCAAAAGUUCCACUGUUAUUUAAGGUCAAUAGAAACUCGUCUUUGCUACCUCCUCAAAGUGGGUCUCAAUCUGCGGAGCGUAUGUUUAUACGGUCUUUUUCACAAGAGGUACCACUGUCAGAGUUGCAGGAUGGACAAGGUGUUUCUACACCAAAUUCUACAGUUAAUGAUGGGGAUAUUUUGCGUGAAAAGAGAACAUUUAAGAACAGGUUUAUGAAUUUUGUACGCUUUGGCUCCGUCAUAAAUGACACAGCUGAAUCAUUUUUUAAGAGUGAAAUUCGCCGUAGAUUGUUUGUUACUGCUGCUCUGUUAAUUGCUAGCCGUGUUGGAUAUUUCAUCCCGCUGCCUGGGUUCGAUCGCCGAUUGAUACCUCAAGACUACCUAAGCUUUGUUUCUGGAUCAGCUGAUGAACUUGGUGAUUACGCACCAGAAGUGAAGAUGUCACUUUUUCAGCUGGGAAUCAGCCCUCAGAUAGCAGCAUCUAUUCUUAUGCAGAUACUUUGUCAUGUUGUUCCUUCAUUGGUUAAGCUGCGAAAAGAAGGUUUAGAUGGUCAUGAGAAAAUCAAGGCUUAUAUAUGGUGGAUCUCUCUUGGCUUUGCCAUUUUGGAAGCCUUGAUAGUUGCUUGUCAUUCAUUACAGUAUUCCAUUUAUGGUGCCAGUCAUAGGGUUAAGCAUGUGAUGGUAGCAUCUCUUUUGAUGGUAUGUGGUGCUAUGACUAUGACUUGGAUAUGUGACAAAAUUUCAGAGGCUGGAUUCGGUCAAGGAUCAUCUCUGGUUAUUUGUGUGGGAAUAUUGACCAGCUACACAAAUAUACUAUGCAAAAUGCUGUCGCAGUUUUCAGGAAGUGCUUUGAGUUGGUCACCAUAUGCUCUUGGUUUAUUAGGCAUCUUUAUGGCUGUAACCAUGUGGGCAGUCGUUGUGACUCAAGGUUGCAGGAAAAUCAAGCUGCAGUACUAUGGUUUCAAGCUUGCUUCCACAGCGAGGAAUGAGUCUCCAAUUACUGAAGUGGAGCCCUACAUUCCAUUUAAUAUAAACCCAUCUGGAAUGCAGCCUGUUCUCACUACAUCAUAUCUCUUGGCAGUUCCUAGUAUACUUGCAAGUCUGCUAGGUUCACGAUUUUGGGAACAUGUUAAAGAGAUACUGAAUCCAGAAACAUCAGUUGGAGCAGAACCGUGGGUCUAUUACACAAUAUAUGCGUUCUUUGUUUUUGUUUUCAACAUUUUUGAUAUUGCCAAUAUGCCAAAGGAAAUUGCUGAGUAUUUGAACAAGAUAGGUGCUAGAAUCCCAAAAAUAAAACCUGGAAAGGCAACUGUGGAAUACUUGACAAAAAUUCAAGCAUCAACACGUUUUUGGGGGGGUUUGUUGUUGAGCAUCUUGGCCACUGGCUCAAUAUUACUUGAUAACCAUUUGCGCCGUAUCAAUGAGAGCUUUGCUAUUGGAUUUACUUCGGUUCUCAUCAUUGUGGGUUCUAUAAUUGACCUCAGAAGAUCCUAUCAAGCGUAUAACGUGAUGCCAACAUUGAGCAAAGUUCUUAGGCGGUAUGGCUUAUGAUAAGAAUGUAUGAUAUCGGCUCCAUAUCCAGUUCUUUCACUCCCAAAGCCACAAUUAGCCGGAUGGUUACAUACUCCUCAUUGGCGUUACAGAAUAUACAUGCGUUUUUCUGUGCUACGUCUCAAUGAGCUUCCAAUUUCUUUGGAGCCGGAACUAUGAUCUCAAUUAAAUCUAAAGCUAUAUUACAUGAGCAACCACUGCACCACUCAAGAUGGAUUAGUAUGAAGUUUGUGUGUUCAAGCCUUGAGUCUUGGAAAUGUGACCUCCUGUUGGUCUCCAUAUAGCUGCCUGGAAUUUUGAAGUGCCCUGUAUUUUGAUGUAUUUUCUGUAAAGGUUUGUGGACGACUGUACGUCAGGUGUUCAUUCCUAUAUCCAGGUUCUGGAUCUGCCAGCAUAGUGCAAAAAUACAAUUUUGGCUGAAAAUCGGAAAUGCGAUUUCUGCGAAACAGAGUUUGAAGACUUGUAGUCAUAUAUGAUGUUUCUGGUAUUAUUUUGUAUUUGGCAGAAAUGAUUUAUCCUGAAAUGUUAUUGGGGGCUUAUUACUGCAUACUGAAGACAAGUAUUUGAUACAAUUUCAAAGAUGUUGCAAUUAAGAAAACAUUGCACUAA
Messenger RNA from Amaranthus tricolor (Joseph's coat), 2460 nucleotides. RefSeq names its product preprotein translocase subunit SCY2, chloroplastic. Gene Ontology annotation, molecular function: transmembrane protein transporter activity; signal sequence receptor activity. The transcript is spliced from 13 exons. Gene Ontology annotation, biological process: thylakoid membrane organization; SRP-dependent cotranslational protein targeting to membrane, translocation; chloroplast organization. NCBI's taxonomy places the organism in Eukaryota, Viridiplantae, Streptophyta, Magnoliopsida, Caryophyllales, Amaranthaceae. The coding region runs from base 100 to 1851 and encodes 583 amino acids. The record is from RefSeq and is a predicted model, not a curated record. Gene Ontology annotation, cellular component: plastid envelope; membrane.